Dictyostelium discoideum AX4 is the source of this 2766-nucleotide messenger RNA. RefSeq lists its product as hypothetical. The coding region runs from base 1 to 2766 and encodes 921 amino acids. The record is from RefSeq and is a predicted model, not a curated record. The transcript has 3 exons. NCBI's taxonomy places the organism in Eukaryota, Evosea, Eumycetozoa, Dictyosteliales, Dictyosteliaceae.
AUGGGAGUUCUUAAACAUUUAUAUAAAAUGUUUAAAAAAGAGAAAGAUAAAUAUUGUAAAUUUAGAACGAGUCUCAGAAAUGUAGACCCAGAGUUUUUAAUAUCACGACCUCAUUUAAAUCAAUUACCACCAUCGCCUCAUAAAAUAAAAAAUGUAAAUAAUAAAAAAAACACAACAACAACAGCAGCAGCAGCAGAAACAACAAAGUCUAUCUUUAAAUUUCCACCUCCUUUACCAUAUAUAUUAAAAAGUAGAGAUAUUCAAUAUUUAAAUGAAAGAAAAAGACAAAUGGAAUUUGAAGAUAGUGAUAGGGAUAGGGAUAGAGAUAGUGAUAGUGAUUAUAAAUAUUCAAAGAAAAGAGACGAUUUUGAUAGAAACAGAAAUAAAAAGAUUAAGGAAGGAGGUGAUAUUUUCAAUAAACGAUCACCUACUUUACAAGGUCUCCCCAAUAAAGUACCAUCACCCACUUUAUCAAAUCUCUCCACUAGAGUGCCAUCACCCAUUGAUACUUUCAAUAAUAAAAAUAAAAAUAAUUAUAAUAAUAAUAAUAAUAAUAAUAAUAAUAAUAAUAAUAAUAAUAAUAAUAAUAAUAAUAGGAUGCAAUAUGAUAUACCAUCUGGUGCUGCCAGAAAUAGUGGUGGUGGAAGUAGUAGUAAUUAUAAUGGUGGCAAUAAAAGUGACAACAAUAAUAAUAAUAGUAGUAAUAUUAAUAAUAAUAAUAAUAAUAUUGGUGCUACAGUUGAUGAACCAUCACAACAACGAUCAUCACAACAACGAUCAUCACAACAACGAUCAUCACAACAACGAGCAUCACCACAACGAGCAUCAUCACAACUACAACAACAACAACAACAACAACAACAACAACAACAACAGCCACAAACCCCAAUUAAGGAUGUCAAUAAUCCAUAUAAUCAAGUACUAAAAGUUGAUACAGAUCCAAUUGAUUAUAGUGAACUUGAAUCAUUAAGCAAUGCCAACAAUGGAAUUGUAAAGAGUGAUGAAAAGAUUGUAACAAUGCCAGUUGGAACACCAAUCCCAUUAUCAGUUUUGAAAAAAACUUUACCAACCAAUGUCACUGAAACUGUUCCAACUACUCAACAAAAUCAAACUCAUAGUUUUUCUUUGGAUUCAAAAUUAUUAGAUGCCUUAAUUCCUUUUGAAAACCAACCACCACAACCACAACAACAACCACAACCACAACAACCACCACAACAACCACCACAACAACCACUACAACAACCACUACAACAACCAACAUCACCAACAUUAACAAUAUCACCAACACAAACUACUUCAACAUUACCAACAACAACAACAAAUGAUAUAAAUAAUGAAUUAAUUAAAAAAUUAUUAAAAAUUUCUAAAAACCCUGCUAUUAUCGACAGUGUUAAACAAUUGUAUGAUAAUCAAAGGUUUAAAGAAGCUCAAUUACUUGAACAACAUUCAGAUUUAUUAAAGAGUCAAGAUGAGAGAAAGAAAAAUAGAUUUCAAAAGUAUGUUAAAGAAUUGGGUGAAUGUGGAGUCAAUCAAGAAGAGGUUAAAAUGAGAUUACAUAUUGAAGCAACCAAUCUCAUAAAACAAACUAAUGAAGAAUUAGAAGGCUUUAGUAAAUAUGUCUCUGAUGAAAUGAAUAAAUAUAUAACAAUUCAACAAAUUAUGCUCCAAAAAAUAGGUGUCAUUGGUUUCUUUAAAACAAAUGAUCCAGUCCAAAUUCAACAACAAUUAAAAAUAUUGGAUUCCUUAUUUCCAAGUUAUAAAUUUUCUUCAAGUUGUAAUUUAAAUAAUUUUAAUAUAAACAAUAAUAAUUUUAUAAAUGAAAAUAAUAAUAAUAAUGAUAAUAAUAUUAUAAUUUUAUACAAUUUUAUGGGUAUCAAUUUUAGUUGUCUACCCGAUUAUAGUGGACAAACUGGUGAUCAAGACAAUUCUAAACCAAAUAAACCUAUAGCGUUUAUAGAUGCAACUGAACAAGUUUCUAAACCAAAGGUUUCAACAUUAGAUAAAUUUGAUUUUGAUGAUGAAAAAGAUAUAAACCCAAAAUCAAUUUCACAAACUAAAACAGAUAAUAAUAAUAAAAAUAAUAAUAAUAAUAAAGUAACAACUACAAAUAAUAAUAAUAAUAAUAAUAAUAAUAAUAAUAAUAAUAAUAUAUCAACACCAAGUAAAUCAGUAGUACAAACAAAGAAUCAAAAUUCAAAUGAAGAUAAUGAAGAUCAUGAUGAUAUAGAAAACGAAAAUGAAAAUAAAGUAACAGUUGACCUUAGUAAUGUUCCAUUAAGUGCACCAGCAAAAUCAGCAAUGACAUUAGGAGGUUUAAAAAAACAAUUACCUUUAAAACCAACAUUAACAGAAGAACAAAUUAAAGAAUUACAAUUAAAAAAUAAAACUUUAAUUGAAAAACAAAGCCAACAACCAUCACAACAACAACCACAUCAACCACAACAACAAUAUAUAUCACCAGAGAAACAAGCAUCAAUUGAAACACCAAAUAAAAUUAAAUUUUCAAAUAAUGAAGACACAUUCAAUAAUACAAGUUACACUCAACCAGAAGGUGAUUGGGAUAACGAUGAUGAUAUAACAUUUGAUGAUGAUAAUAUAAUUGAUAAUUUAGAUCAACAACAACAACAACAACAACAACAACAACAACAACAAUUAGAAGAAAAAGAAGAAAAAGAAGAAAAAGAAGUAGUAAGAGAAGUUUUUAUACCAACACCUAAAAAAUCAACAAUCAUUUGGAAUGAUGAUGAUGAUGGUUUUGGUGAAUAA